Exophiala oligosperma is the source of this 963-nucleotide messenger RNA. RefSeq lists its product as uncharacterized. Bases 1 to 963 code for a protein of 320 amino acids. The record is from RefSeq and is a predicted model, not a curated record. Gene Ontology annotation, molecular function: hydrolase activity. NCBI's taxonomy places the organism in Eukaryota, Fungi, Ascomycota, Eurotiomycetes, Chaetothyriales, Herpotrichiellaceae. The transcript has a single exon.
AUGCCUUUGCAGUACGAUCCGGACUUUUAUAGGGCUCUGGAGCCUCUGCUGGCCGUAAUGGGCAAUAGGCCCAAGAUUCCAGUCCACGACAUACAAGGGCGACGAGACCGAUUUGCAGCAAAUCGAGUGGUGAUGGAAACCCUCCCAGACGCCCCCGGUGUUGUUCAAGAAAUUCAUCAUGUGGCCAGAACGGACAAACGUGCAAUUCCUAUCCACGCUUUCAUCAAACAGCCCGCAGCCCAUACUCCAGGGCCAGCUGUUCUUCAUAUCCAUGGCGGCGGAAUGAUUGCUGGAACACCGGCGGAUUUCAGAAAAUCACUUGCUUUGUGGUCUUCGUGGACCAAUGUUCCAAUCUUCAGCGUGGACUAUCGCUGUGCUCCGGAGCAUAAAGAUCUCGUCCUUGUCAAUGACUGCUACACCGCUCUGCAAUGGCUGAUGGAGAAUGCACAAGCUUUGAAUAUCGAUCCCACAAGGAUAGCAUUGUUUGGAGAAAGUUCAGGCGCUGGUGCCGCUGCAGGUGUGGCCCUGAUGGCCAGGGAUAAAAACUUACAGCCUCCCAUUGCGAAACAAUUACUUAUUGAACCAAUGUUAGACGAUCGCAAUCUCACACCCAAUGCGGCUCUCGCGCCGUUUCUCGUCUGGAGUGUGGACGACAACAUCACCGGGUGGACAGCUCUUCUCGGAGAUAAAGCUGGCAAACGGGACGCGGAUGUUUCGCACUAUGCUUCUCCUGCGCGGGCGAAGAGCCUGACUGGUUUACCAGCUACAUAUAUCGAUGUAGGAGAUUUGGACCUUUUCCGGGAUGAGGCUGCAACAUAUGCCAUGCGAAUUGCUGCCGAAAACAUCAAUACCGAGUUCCAUUUGUACAGCGGUGUGCCGCAUGCAUUUGAAUGGUUGGCGACGGAAAUAGCGCUUACGAAAAGGGCUACGGAGAAUAGAAUCGCUGCGAUGACCAACUUCUAG